AUGCCUCCUUCUGGAAAGAUGGCGGUCGCGCCGCAGCAGGAGGGCAUCCAGCCACGUGUCCUCGGCAAGCUCAUCACGUUCGCGCUCCUCAUGGCCGUUGUGCCGAUAGGGAUGUACUUCUCCUCCCUCAACUGGCUGUAUGAUGGCAACACUACCUACGCGGCCCUCACCGCCGUGGCCGCCGCCAACAUCGUGCUCGCCGGCUACGUCUACCUCGCGUUCGCAGAGGACGCUGCGGAGCGCACCGAGGCCAAGGAGAAGAAGGCCCAGUAA
This is a messenger RNA of Cutaneotrichosporon cavernicola, 273 nucleotides long. RefSeq lists its product as uncharacterized. The record is from RefSeq and is a predicted model, not a curated record. The transcript has 3 exons. Gene Ontology annotation, biological process: vacuolar proton-transporting V-type ATPase complex assembly. Gene Ontology annotation, cellular component: endoplasmic reticulum membrane. Bases 1 to 273 code for a protein of 90 amino acids. Lineage: Eukaryota; Fungi; Basidiomycota; Tremellomycetes; Trichosporonales; Trichosporonaceae.